UAACACUCGCUGCAAAAAUAUCUUCUUCUUUUUUUUUUUUUUUUUAAUGUUCUUCUGCUCUCUCUCUCGUUCACGAAGCUGCAAUGUCCACCGUUCCCAUUGAGUCUCUUCUCCACCAUUCUCAUCUUCGUGACAACUCAAAAAUCUAUCGCGGAACUAGAAGCUUCUUCAUACCUUGCUCGUUGAAUCUCCCUUCUCAUUUUACUUCCAACAAACUACUACACUCAAUUAGAACAAGCGUCGGUGCUAGCUCGAAACAUAGAAGGUCCGUCGCGAUUCGUGCUAGCUCUUCCGAUACUGCCGUCGUGGAAACCGCUCAAUCGGAUGAUGUCAUCUUCAAAGAAAAUUUCCCUGUUCAACGAAUCGAAAAGGCACAAGGAAAGAUUUAUGUUCGAUUAAAGCAAGUGAAGGAGAAGAAUUGGGAGCUGAGUGUUGGAAGUAGUAUUCCUGGAAAAUGGAUUUUGCAUUGGGGAGUUUCAUAUGUGGGUGAUACUGGCAGUGAAUGGGAUCAACCUCCGGAAGAUAUGAGACCUCCUGGCUCAAUUGCUAUCAAGGACUAUGCUAUAGAGACACCUUUGAAGAAGUUAUCCGAAGGAGAUUCAUUUUUUGAAGUUGCUAUUAAUCUAAAUCUUGAGAGUUCAGUUGCAGCUCUCAAUUUUGUUUUGAAGGACGAAGAAACUGGGGCGUGGUAUCAGCACAAAGGGAGAGAUUUUAAGGUUCCUCUUGUGGACGAUGUUCCUGAUAAUGGAAAUUUGAUUGGAGCAAAGAAAGGAUUUGGUGCCAUUGGGCAGCUUUCAAACAUCCCUCUCAAACAAGAUGAGUCCAGUGCAGAAGUUAAAAAAAAGAGCAAGAGCUCAUCUGAUUCUACGAAAGAAAGAAAAGGUCUUCAAGAGUUUUAUGAGGAGAUGCCAAUAAGUAAACGUGUUGCCGAUGAUAAUUCAGUCAGUGUCACUGCAAGGAAAUGCUCUGAAACAUCUAAGAACAUUGUAUCAAUUGAAACUGAUUUACCGGGUGACGUUACUGUCCACUGGGGAGUUUGCAAAAAUGGCAGUAAAAAAUGGGAAAUUCCAUCUGAACCUUACCCUGAAGAUACAUCUUUGUUCAAGAACAAGGCAUUACGCACUCGUUUACAGCGAAAAGACGACGGAAAUGGAUCGUUUGGAUUAUUCUCUCUGGAUGGAAACCUUGAAGGGUUAUGUUUUGUUCUUAAGUUAAAUGAAAAUACUUGGCUAAAUUAUAGGGGGGAAGACUUCUAUGUCCCUUUCCUUACUUCAAGUAGCUCGCUCGUUGGAACUGAAGCUACUGAAGCUGCCCAAUUGAGUAAACACACGCCAAAAACAGAUAAAGAAGUGUCUGCUAGUGGAUUUACUGAUGAAAUCAUCACUGAGAUAAGGAACUUGGCAAUUGACAUUCACUCUCACAAGAAUCAGAAGACAAACGUAAAAGAGGUGCAGGAAAACAUUCUACAAGAAAUCGAGAAACUGGCUGCGGAGGCAUAUAGCAUAUUUAGAAGCACAACUCCGACUUUUUCUGAGGAAAGUAUUUUAGCAGAGGCUGAAAAGCCUGACAUUAAAAUCUCCUCAGGAACCGGCUCUGGAUUUGAGAUAUUAUGCCAGGGAUUCAACUGGGAGUCCCAUAAAUCUGGGAGAUGGUACUUGGAACUUCAAGAAAAAGCCGAUGAGUUAGCUUCACUUGGAUUCACUGUUCUGUGGUUACCUCCACCGACAGAAUCUGUGUCACCUGAAGGGUACAUGCCUAAAGACCUGUAUAACUUGAAUUCCAGAUAUGGAACUAUUGAUGAGCUAAAAGAUACGGUGAGGAAAUUUCACAAGGUUGGGAUCAAAGUUUUAGGCGAUGCUGUUCUGAAUCACCGCUGUGCACACUUCAAGAAUCAAAAUGGUGUAUGGAAUCUAUUUGGAGGACGUCUAAACUGGGACGAUAGGGCAGUAGUUGCAGAUGACCCUCAUUUCCAGGGUAGAGGAAACAAGAGCAGUGGAGAUAAUUUCCAUGCUGCUCCAAACAUAGAUCACUCGCAAGACUUUGUUAGGAAGGAUAUCAAGGAAUGGCUAUGCUGGAUGAUGGAAGAAGUUGGGUAUGAUGGAUGGAGGCUUGAUUUUGUAAGAGGGUUCUGGGGAGGUUAUGUGAAAGACUAUAUGGAUGCUAGCAAACCGUACUUUGCGGUUGGUGAAUAUUGGGAUUCCCUAAGUUACACGUAUGGAGAAAUGGACUACAAUCAAGACGCACAUCGUCAAAGGAUUGUUGAUUGGAUCAAUGCAACCAGUGGAGCUACUGGUGCAUUUGAUGUCACUACCAAAGGAAUUCUUCAUACGGCGCUUCAAAAAUGUGAAUAUUGGAGACUCUCAGACCCAAAAGGGAAGCCUCCAGGUGUAGUUGGAUGGUGGCCUUCUCGUGCUGUAACAUUCAUCGAGAAUCAUGACACUGGCUCUACUCAGGGUCAUUGGAGAUUUCCGGAGGGGAAAGAAAUGCAAGGAUAUGCUUACAUCCUGACUCAUCCAGGAACACCAGCGGUUUUCUUCGACCAUAUCUUCUCGGAUUAUCAUCCCGAGAUUGCUGCACUUCUCUCUCUCAGGAACAGACAGAAACUCCACUGUCGAAGCGAGGUGAACAUAGACAAGAGUGAGAGAGAUGUGUACGCGGCUAUAAUAGAUGACAAGGUUGCAAUGAAGAUCGGACCAGGGCAUUAUGAACCACCAAACGGAUCGAAAAACUGGUCUGUAGCCGUUGAAGGCAGAGACUACAAGGUGUGGGAGACAUCUUAAGAAGAAGGUAAUUUUUAUGUGUAGUAAGUAAAUAAAAAAAUUUCCAGGAGGAAAAUGUUAUAUAUAUUAUUUCAGGGAAGAACCAGAAAUAAGCUUGGUGGGACUAAGACCAGAUUUAAGAUUUGUCUCAAUUUUUUCAGUACUGAGAAUAUUCAUGUUGUUGUAUUGGAUGCUUGUAAAGUGUAUGCAUAUAUAUGAAGAAUAUGUGUUAAGGUGAAUAGAGUAGUCAAGAAGCUAUAUUUUGUCA
Molecule: messenger RNA, 3027 nt
Organism: Arabidopsis lyrata subsp. lyrata
Lineage: Eukaryota; Viridiplantae; Streptophyta; Magnoliopsida; Brassicales; Brassicaceae
Product: alpha-amylase 3, chloroplastic
Exons: 13
Coding region: 84-2780 (898 amino acids)
Biological process (GO): carbohydrate metabolic process
Molecular function (GO): calcium ion binding; alpha-amylase activity
Source: RefSeq, a predicted model, not a curated record